Molecule: messenger RNA, 824 nt
Organism: Drosophila biarmipes
Lineage: Eukaryota; Metazoa; Arthropoda; Insecta; Diptera; Drosophilidae
Exons: 2
Coding region: 43-729 (228 amino acids)
Source: RefSeq, a predicted model, not a curated record
GCUGCUCAGUUGCCUGGAGGUUGGCACCGCAAGCGGAUCGAAAUGCAGGCUCAGCUAUAUAUUUCAACUAUUUUGGUAGUCCUCUCCUGCUGUGGAAAUCCACUGGAGGUCGCCGCCGCUCGCCUGCGGAUGCCCAGUUUUCCGAAGGAAAUGGAGAAGUUCAACUGCCGGAAUGAGAGCUUAGGAGUGCACUUGGACCUGUCACGACUCUCUGGCUACUGGUACGAGGCUGGUCGAGUGCCCAACGUCCAGGUUCUGGAGUGCCUGAAUGUCUCGGUUCCGGCCGAGAUCGAUAACAACAUCCUGUCGCUGGACUUGAACUUCAUCAACACGGUCAACAACGACUGGAGCUUCACCCAGGAAGCGGUGGAUUUUCCCUGGAACAACGAGACGCAGGCUGGUGUCUUCAAUCUGCAUUUCGACACGGUCACAGUGACCUACAAGCUGGUACUAACGGAUUACGACAACGUCGCCUUUGUCUGCGGAUACGGAAGUAUCUCGCCGGUGCCGCUGUUUAAGCUCUUCACUCGUGCGCGGCAGAUCGACCCCAACACCAUGGCCUUGGUCCAGUCGUUUGCCGAGCAAUAUGGCGUUGCUUCGCAAAUCGCGUGGGAGAAACAGUCGCCGGAUCAGUGCAAUGGAUCCAGGGAUCGCGCUCCCUUGGCAGUGCUCAUGGGCUUCAUCGCUUUGCUCUGGUUCCUCAGCCCGGGAACUCAAGUUCGCACCUAAAACUUGUUAUUUACUCAGUGACUUUUGAGAUUUUCGCUAUAUGUAACUAUCAGUACAAAUUCUUAUCAAUGUUGUCUGUUUUUUGUUAUUUCAAA